Messenger RNA from Spizellomyces punctatus DAOM BR117, 918 nucleotides. Its product is annotated as exosome non-catalytic core subunit RRP46. NCBI's taxonomy places the organism in Eukaryota, Fungi, Chytridiomycota, Chytridiomycetes, Spizellomycetales, Spizellomycetaceae. Bases 40 to 717 code for a protein of 225 amino acids. Gene Ontology annotation, biological process: poly(A)-dependent snoRNA 3'-end processing; nuclear mRNA surveillance; U4 snRNA 3'-end processing. The record is from RefSeq and is a predicted model, not a curated record. Gene Ontology annotation, cellular component: nucleolus; cytoplasmic exosome (RNase complex); nuclear exosome (RNase complex). The transcript has 6 exons.
GCAAAGUUGACCAUUUCUCCAAAGACGAUUGCUGCUACAAUGACGCAAAGAACAAGACCUGAUAAACGGCACUCGCCGAAUGAGAUGCGGCCCUUUUACUGCAGUUCGGCUCUACUCAGUAGAGCGGACGGGUCAGUUCGGUUUAAGUCUGGUGACAGUGCUGUCAUGUGUUCCGUUUUUGGGCCGAUGGAGGUGAAGCUGCGUGACGAAAAGUUGGACAAAGCCGUCGUGGAAGUCAUAUUUAAAACUGCAGCAGGCAUGACUACAACCAAAGAGCGAAUGUAUGAAAGAAUAAUCCGUCAAACUUUGGAGGCAUCCAUACUGAGUGGACUCCACCCACGAACAUCAAUACGAGUUACCCUGCAAGUUCUUACAGAUGACGGAGGGAUAUUAUCAACUGCCUUGAACGCCGCUACACUCGCCCUCGUUGAUGCAGGAAUACCUUUGCGAUCGCUGGCGGCCUCGGUAACCUGCAUGAUAGAUGAUACAGGGGAGCUACUUUUGGAUCCGACUGCGAUUGAGCUGGAGAGAUCUGCAUCCGUGCACACAUUUGCCUUUGACAAUGUUUCGGAGGGCACAUUGGCAAACAUGUCGACGGGAUUGUUUACUGUGGACGAAUACAUGAGAUGCUAUGAGACAUGCCGAUUGGCCGCUGUGUCUGUGCAACAAUUAUUCAGGACAUCCUCCGAGGGGAAAGUACGGAGAGAAUAUGGAUGAGAAGGAAACCAGAGUAUGUACCCUUGGUAUUGGAUAUCGCAACUCCUACCCGCCGUGGAUGGGAGAUCGUACCGGUGGGACAUGAAUCUACACCAAACUCCUAUAAUCAAUAUCUAAGGAUUGCAGCAUUGAGCAUCCGUAUUAUCCUGGCUAAACAAAAAAUCGUUAAAGAAAUAGUGCGCCCAUAACGCAAAUCACGGC